Syngnathus acus (greater pipefish) is the source of this 2946-nucleotide messenger RNA. RefSeq names its product nyctalopin (gene nyx). The record is from RefSeq and is a predicted model, not a curated record. The transcript has 6 exons. Lineage: Eukaryota; Metazoa; Chordata; Actinopteri; Syngnathiformes; Syngnathidae. Gene Ontology annotation, molecular function: protein binding. Gene Ontology annotation, cellular component: extracellular matrix. The coding region runs from base 860 to 2284 and encodes 474 amino acids.
GAAAUUUAGUAAUGAUUCUAAUUUUACCAAGUUUUCACAGUUUGUCUAUUUUUGAUCAGGAAAGUAAAGAAUUUUUCUAUUCAUUAAUAAAACCAUUCACCUUUCCAUGGCUGACUAGAAAAAAAAGCAAGAAAUUAACAGCCACCCUGUAGUCAAAGUGCAGUUUCUGUCACGUGUCUGUUUUCCUUUCACCAAGAUACGGAAAGCUUCAGCAGGUCCGGAGAACAAGUUGCUGACGACCACCUCACCGGCGUCAUGGAGGGAGCUCUUUGGCUACUAAUUGACGGCUGACACACAUUCCAGGAGUAGGAGGCUCAAGUCUUUUACUGGAAAACUGACAUUGAGGCUGCCAGCGGACCAGCAAGCUGAAGCCACACAUGGGAUGCACAGCACGGAUGCAAGGACGAGUGCUUGGAUGGCGACGUUUUAUUAUUUUUGUUAUUAUUCCGCACAUGGAUGCGACCAUCACGAAAGAUCUACAGAGCUGCGUUAAUCCCGGCAUCUCCCAGAUGACACUCGACAGUAAUGACGUUCAUCGCUUUCACUGGUCAGUUAAAAGAAAAUGAUCACAUAAUCAUGGGUGGGUUUGAGUUUUAAUGCAAGUUGUAGAUUUCCCAAUUGUGUUGGAGAGUCAAGAGGACGAUUAAGCUAAGAGGUGAAAUUCCCGCAGUGACGGUAGCGAUUGUGGUGUGGCUAGUUUCAGUUCAGAUACUUCAUGAUAUUAAUCACCAUCACGUCAACACCUUUUUGAGACAAGACAGCUGUCAGUCAAAUGUGAGUCACAUGAUUGUCUUUUGUAAUUUCCGUUUACUGGAGCUAAUUGUGGUGACCACAGUGCUACCCUGUUGGGAAUAGAUUAAUGCACUUAGUUAACAUUUUGGAUUUGGUAUCACCCUCAGUCUCUGUGCUGUGCCUGCUGCCGCCGCCGGCGCUGGCCCGCUGGGCGUGUGCUCGAGCUUGUCCGCAGUACUGUACCUGCACGCAAGAGAAGAGCUGCAGCGUGCUGUGUGACCGCUCCAGCCUGGCUGAGCUGCCCAGAGAGUUUCCCUGCGAAGCCUCGGCCAUCAACCUGGACAAGAACAGACUCAAGUUCCUGUCAGAACGGGCCUUUGGUACCUUGCCAUCGCUCAAGUCUCUCUCGCUGGACCAUAACAACAUCUCCUUCAUCACACCUGGAGCCUUCAAGGGCCUCUCCAACUUGGUGGAACUGAAAAUGGCGCACAACGAUUACAUCAGCUACCUUCACACCCGGACCUUCACAGGCCUCAAGAAGCUGGUGCGCCUCGACCUGUCCGACUGCAACCUUUUCAACAUCCCGGACCGGAUCUUCAUCGAGCAGACGGCGCUCAAAGAGCUGCUCUGCUUCCAGAACAAAUUCCGCAGGAUCCCCGGCGCCAUCCGGGGUAUGGAAAACUUGACCCACAUCUACCUGGAGAAGAGCAAGAUUGAGGCGGUGGCUUACAACUCACUGCUGGGCCUUGGCAGCCUCAAGUACUUGAACCUCCAAGAGAACCGCAUCAAUGUCAUCCACGACCAGGCCUUCCAAGACCUCGUGCGACUGGAGAACUUCUACCUCAACGACAACCUGUUGUCUGACCUACCGCGACUUGCCUUUAAGGGCCUCAGUCGCCUCAAGAUGCUCAACCUCGGUGGGAACAAGCUGACCAACAUCUCCAAGACAUGGUUCAGUGACCUGGUGGAGCUGGAGAUCUUGUACCUGGACAGAAACCAGCUGGUGUACAUUGAGGAAGGAACCUUUGAGAACCUAACCAGCCUAAUCACGCUCCACCUGAACAGCAACAACCUCACCACUCUCCCCUUCCCGGUGUUCCAGCCGAUCUUCUUCCUGGGUCGUCUCUACCUCUUUAAGAACCCCUGGGAGUGUGACUGCUCCUUGGAAUGGCUGAAGGAGUGGAUGGAGAACUAUAAUCUGGUGCGAGACAUCCCGUGCUCGUCACCGACGUCGGUAGCAGGACUCGAUCUGGGCGAGGUGGUCUUUGCCAAAGUGAACGGUACAUGCAUUGACCCCGCCGAACUGAACCUGACCACGGUGUCCUCAGAGGUGGCCUCCACUACAGAGAACCGCUUCAACAGCCUAAUUUCCAGGCUGCUGCAGCAAGAACUCCGGGAAGAGGCGCUCAAUGGAACAAACGGCGCUCGCAACGGCACGCUGCCGGAAUCUGAGGACAGACUGCUCGCUGCAGGGGUCAGAGGGCAACAUAGUCAAACGCAGUUGCUGGCCGGCUCUUUCCUUGUGGCUUGGCUCAUCUUUGCCUUCUCCUGAAUAAACAGUGGAUUUUCUUGCACAUGAACGAAUGGAAUAUUUUCUAACCGCAGAUGCGCUGAUAUACAUGUUGGACAACAUUCAAGAUGAACUCAUAAGAGAAGUUAUCUUAAAGAUAUGAGGUGUUGAUUUUAUUAAUAGGAUUAGGCAUGAGGGUUAGUUUUCUCGCACAUGAUUCACCAACAUAUGAAGGCUUUUCUAAUGGCAGUCAUGCAGAUUGAGACGAUGACUUAAUGUAUCGCAACCAAUAUUGAUAGUUGAACUCAUUACAUACGAGAAGCAGGUGUUCCAGUCUGGUGUUGAUCCAAAUGUACACAUUUAGUUUGGUAUUUUAAUCAAGAUGACCAAUAUUCAUAGCACACGUGCUCUUUUUGUAUGUUUCAAAGUUAAAGGUUGAUGGAGUGAAACAGAUGUCCUCUUCUCGCAUUUUUUUUCUCGCUGCAUAAAAGCAUUAAUCUUCUUAUCGCUUGUGAGUUGUUGACGUGCCUGUGCCUCCUAUGGAUGGACCCUCCCCCUUUCCCCAUGCAUGGUUGGGAUCCCACUACACACAACCCCGCAGUGUCAUUGACAUAUGCGUAUGAAUGAGGAUGUGGGGUAAUGGUGUGUAAAGACUAAUGAACAUUCCUUUGAUGCCCUGUGAAUAAACUCAAAUAUUAUGACCA